UCCAACACUGCCCCUUGGUUCUCUCCCUUUGAAUCUCUGUCUGUCUCUCUAAGUUAGAGAGUCCUUCCGUACCAUCAAUGGCGUUCGUGUCGUUCCUAGGCAGAGUGCUCUUCGUUUCUGUCUUCGUUCUCUCUGCUUGGCAAGAGUUUAAUGAAUUCGGUGUUGAUGGUGGGCCGGUCGUGAAGUACCUAAGGCCGAAGUUCAAUGUUUUCUCAAAUCACGUGUUGAUCCACACUGGGCAGCAAGUGCCAGACUUUGAAAUCAAAUAUUUAGUUGCUGCUGCCAUAGCCAUGAAGGGUCUUGGAAGCCUUUUAUUUAUCUUUGGCAGCGCUUGUGGUGCUUAUAUUCUGCUUCUGUUUCAGCUCAUUGCUACACCCAUCUUAUAUGACUUCUACAACUAUGACGUUGACAAGAAAGAGUUUGCUCAACUUUUCAUCAAGUUUACACAGAAUUUGGCACUGUUGGGGGCAUUGCUCUUUUUCAUUGGCAUGAAGAAUUCCAUUCCGAGGAGAUCACUCAAGAAGAAGGCUCUCAAAACAAAGACAACCUGAGAAGGAAUCGUUAGGGUUCAGUUUUUGAUGGGCACAUGAUAUUUGCAACACCAAAGUGCUUCUGGAUAUGAUCCAGGACAGUUUUGUGGGCUUGUAUUUAGGCUUCACAGUCAUGUUGUUCUUUGUUUUCUUCUCCUUUUGGCAGAAAUUUACUUUAUUUAUUUAUGUUGAUUGGGGCGUGACUACGAUGAUCUACUUGUAGUAGCUUUUGGAAAUUUUGCAUCAAGAGAUUAUAAUCCAUUAAAAAGUAGGGUUUUACUAUGGUGAUUUCCGUUAUUUUCCA
This is a messenger RNA of Ilex paraguariensis (yerba mate), 834 nucleotides long. NCBI's taxonomy places the organism in Eukaryota, Viridiplantae, Streptophyta, Magnoliopsida, Aquifoliales, Aquifoliaceae. The record is from the annotation of a GenBank genome assembly.